AUGUGGUCUUACCGGAAGAGUCAUUGCCCGCCCGCUGCCCACAACAACGCUGCCGAAAUUCGAUCUUUCAAAUCAUGGCUGAGCAAGAUAACGACGAGCAUGAAGGGAACGACAAUCAGCAUGGUUGAAGCUCAAACCCUCGCUCUGACGAUCGGAAUGCUGCUGCAUGACUUAGAAAAGUCAUUGUCGAGCAACCGUGAUAAGUAUAACUUACCGGAUCACGUACUUAACACUCUGCAUGAUCACGCGUUCGUCAAGGAUCGCCUGCUGUAUGCUUGCAAGUCACUGGCGAAAGAGUGGGAGGAAGUUCCAAAGCGGUCGAAGCGCCUCAUGAAUCCUCCAGGUACCGGGUCGGAUGCAUCUGCCAUUGGCACGAGGAUCCGGAAGCGCGGCCGCAAGGGCGAGCCCGUGUCUCCGACGAAGGGGCAACGUGCCGCCAAGAAGCCCCGGCACUAG
This is a messenger RNA of Fomitopsis serialis, 456 nucleotides long. RefSeq lists its product as uncharacterized. The transcript has a single exon. The record is from RefSeq and is a predicted model, not a curated record. Bases 1 to 456 code for a protein of 151 amino acids. NCBI's taxonomy places the organism in Eukaryota, Fungi, Basidiomycota, Agaricomycetes, Polyporales, Fomitopsidaceae.